Messenger RNA from Drechmeria coniospora, 2064 nucleotides. RefSeq lists its product as uncharacterized. Lineage: Eukaryota; Fungi; Ascomycota; Sordariomycetes; Hypocreales; Ophiocordycipitaceae. Bases 1 to 2064 code for a protein of 687 amino acids. The transcript is spliced from 4 exons. The record is from RefSeq and is a predicted model, not a curated record.
AUGGAGAAACAGGGUCCCGCCACGGAUGGUGAUACCCGGCAUCGUAAUCGUUGCACCCGUGCAAGAGCCCUAGCUUCGAGGCCACGGCCCGGCUCUGCCCAAGAUAUAUAUACCCUCCUAGUCGGUCUUGGCCUUGGACGUUCCCAAGACCUGAAACGAUUUUCCAAUGCGCUAGAGCAGCAUCUUGAACAAGUCAUCACGGCCAAAAUGAGCCACAAUAACAGCAACAGCAUCACCAACACCAACACCAGCAGCAACAUCCAGAAUGAUACGAGCAAUAUGAACAUCACGAGCCAGGACCAUACCACAUUCUCUGGAAUGCCCUCGAAGGAACAGGUCGAGGGUGUUGUCAGAGCCGUCUUCAAGGAAAGGAUCGUGAACAACAUGAACCAUGACUACGACCCGGAAUGGGUCGAAGAGAUUGUGGAUUUUUUACAGAAACGGAUCAACCUGAAGAAUGAGACGUCAGAUUCUUCCGCUUCAACAAGCCCCACGUCCACCUGUACAUCAAGCGCGGCAUCCACGCCGCAGUCGGAGUACGAGUCUUCGGAUUUCAUCUCGGCGAAGCCCUAUCAAGCUACAGUGGAAGAUGACACGUCCUCCCUGAAUGAAGAGCCUGUUCUUCCCAUCUUGGAUGAGAAGCCAGCUCCAAACAGCUCUCGCCGACGCCCGCCACAUCUAUCGGGCUCCAACGACAGAAGCGCAACGCCUGCUCCGGCGGUGGACGCAUCACCCAACAAGAACAGGAAACCUUUGCUCCUUUCCCGUCCCGAGAGUGUCGAAGCACCCCCUGCGGUUUCCAGAGCUCCAAGUCCAAGGCCCCGCCCAACGGUUCAUUUCUCGGACCGUCCUCUCCCAAAAUUGCACCAACAAGUCUCCAACAGAACCAAGACAAUGAUAAGGCCAGAUUCCGCUCAGCUCAUGUCUUUAGACGACCUCCAAUGGGGAAGGGUGUUCGAUGUCAACGCGGAGCCUACUGUGCGGCUUCGAAAUGUUUUGCUUGGCCUGGCAAAGUAUAUUAAUGAUGAGUUUGAGCCCCGUGGCUCUCCAGUCAUUACACCUGACAAGAUGUAUACAUUCUACCGCAAAUUCCGUGUGGACAAGGAGCUGUAUCCAUUUCAACGAAUCUUUGACACUUACUCGAGAAAAUCUCUUUACGCCCUCAGACGCCUCUUCAAAGAUCUUCAGUGCGAGUACUUCGCCGUCAAUUCGGGUAGCAGGGACGCGGACAGACCUUCGGUCGCGGCACUCUCGCCUAAAGGCUUUGUUGACUGGAUGGUCACCUUCAUGCAAGCGACACCUGACAUCGAGGCUCGACGACUAUCAAGAGUCGUGGCAACUCUUCCGAUAGCAGCUGCAGACGCGAACACGCUAGAUGGCAGACUUCAGCGGCUGCCGAAACAAUUGUCCCGCCACUUGUUUCCUUCCAGGCCGCAGGACAAGACGCGGCAGUGGGUAUCCAACGCAGUCAUGGACUGGGACCAAACCAUGAGCCAGGUAGAAUGGCUAUCCGUCUCGUGGACGACGGCAUUCUGUGACGCCCUCUGUCGCAGCCUGAGCCCUGCGUUCCGUGGUGACAGUGGUCGAGGUGACAGCCGGCGGAAGAGAUGUACUCGUACAGAACGGGCGUCCUACGUCGAGGUCCCGUCAUCCAAGCCCCAAAAUCGGUCCCCGCGGCAGCAAAAAAGCGAUGGCCGCGGUGAGCGACCGAUGAGGGAUGUCAUUCGGACCUAUGUCGAGGGCUCGUCCCCACCCAGGCAUCUCCGGGACGCCUCCCCCUCCAGACAACACUACGUGCGUGACCGCAGGUAUCGGCGCUCGGAACCCAAGGCGAAUCGUCAAAGACACGCUGCCGCGUCUCCGGCACAUGAAAGCUCAUGCGCAUCGUCCUUGCACUCCCGGAACACCGCCCAGGUCACAUCGCCACCGAGCCGAACGGCGGAACCCCUGAACCGGGUGGACAACUACGCGUUAUUUCAGGGGCGAAGCGAGAUGGGACCAGGGCCAACAUACGAGGAAUUUCUACGUGAGACGGGUGCUUGGUCCUCACGCCGAAUCGGCUGA